Lycium barbarum (goji berry) is the source of this 1225-nucleotide messenger RNA. Its product is annotated as methyl-CpG-binding domain-containing protein 4-like. NCBI's taxonomy places the organism in Eukaryota, Viridiplantae, Streptophyta, Magnoliopsida, Solanales, Solanaceae. Gene Ontology annotation, molecular function: DNA binding. The transcript is spliced from 3 exons. The record is from RefSeq and is a predicted model, not a curated record. Bases 174 to 584 code for a protein of 136 amino acids.
GCAACUUAACCUACUGCGGCUGAGAUGAAGGGCAUUGACAACAAUGAAGAGGACGUCAAUGAUGAUAAUGACGAUAGAAUUCAAUUCCAGCAUGAAUCCUCUACAUGGAUUUUUCAUUAUUGAAUCAAUAAAUCACCAAGUUACAUUGUCGAGGGCAGCAACCAAUUGAGCAUAUGGGCGGCACACUGUGGAAAUGCUUGAAACGGAAGAUGAUUUCAACGCAGGAAGAGUUUGAGGAAAUCAGAAGUAGAUUUAUUGAUGAACUCUUUUACUGCGAAAAAGAACAAACUUCAACGCUUCUAGGCAUGACGACAAUUCCUCUUUCUCCAUUAGUAUUUCUUACCAGUUAUCUGGUUAUCCAGAGAAUCAGCUGUGAAGGGAGGGAACCCACACUAUCGCGAACUUGGGCCAUUAACAAGCCCAAUCAGCCUAAAAUCGUAACUGGAUAUAAGAGAGUAUUCAACCCGAGGAAAGAUUACUCUAAAAUGGAUGCUUAUUAUGUCACUCCUUCUAGGAAGAGACUAAGAUCGAUUAUAGAAGUGGGUACUUUUCUUCAACAAAAUUCUGAGUUUAGUGACCUAUGAGUCUCAGAUUCAGAUUUAAGAAACCCAAAAUUAUGGAUGAUAUUAUACCCUCUAGUAUCACUCAAUAAGUGCGUGGAUGGAGCUAAAAUUUUAGAUUCAUUUGCGGUGUAGAUGCAGUUUCUAGAGUCCUGAUAUGCUUAAAAGUUCAACUUAUUUGCCGUUUGUUGUUAUUUUCCAUCUCUUUGAUAUAAAAAACUUUUGAUGUAUGCAAAAUCAUCUUUUAUUGGUACCCAGUGUCAUUAUAAUUCGACACUGGGACAAUAUUUUUCAAAUAUUCUCACCAAUCGUGACUUGUUAUUCAUAUGUGUCGUAGUUAUCCUAGAACUACACACGGCCUGAUUCUCGUGCAAUCUGAGAUAUGUAGGCAACUCGAAGACCGGAGUUCGGUCACAAUUCUCUCAAAUUCUCUUUAUCCUUAUAGUCUCCCAAAUUCUUUUAGUCGGGACAAAAUGGGCUACUAAGUCAACGUCUUUAUCCAAAAAUUCUUUCAUCAUUACCGGCCAAAGAGGGACAAGUUGUUGACACCCAAUUUUGUCUCGCUUUUCUUUCAAAAUAUUUAUUUGUGCUUCUAAUAUUUUGACAACUUAAGAACAAUUAUUUAUAUUUUAUUAGAGUUAUUAGCUUUCUAUUAAAAUCAUCGU